CGUGUCUUUUCGCCUGCAUCGUUGCGGGUUAUUUCGUUUUAGUUUGAUUGGGAAUGAACGAUCUUUCUUGAUAAGUCCUUAUUAAGAGAUUGGGCAACAGUUACAGUAUGUGUUUGUACAUUGUUUAGAUCAAAUGUCGAGCAACUGAACGGAUAGCCACACGAAGAGGACGUACCGCAUGCGGAGAUGGCGAUGGUGUGUCUGAACGACUUCGAGCAGUAUGCCAGGCUGCACCUGCCCAAGGCCACCUGGGACUACUACGCUGCUGGGGCCGACGAUGGUUGCACCAGAGACGACAACCUGCAGGCCUACAGGAGGAUCCGACUCAGGCCACGGAUGUUGCGUGAUGUGUCCGUGUGCGACACACGGACCACUGUGUUGGGAACAGAGAUCAGCUUCCCGGUGGGUAUCGCACCCACGGCGUUCCACUGUCUGGCCUGGCAUGAGGGAGAACUGGCCACUGCCCGGGCCACAGAGUCGUUGAACACCUGUUACAUCACCAGCACAUCCUCCACCUGCUCCGUCGAGGAGAUCUGUGCAGCGGCUCCCCAUGGUUACCGCUGGUUCCAGCUCUACGUGUACCGCCACCGCGGCAUCUCCGAGCAGCUGGUACGCAGGGUAGAGGCGCUGGGCUACAAGGCCCUGGUGUUCACCGUAGAUGUGCCAUACACGGGCAAACGCCGCGACGACAUCCGCAACCGGUUUAAGCUUCCUGCACACCUGAAGGUCAAGAACUUUGAGGGCACCUUUCAGGACACUACAGGUCCUGAAGAGUACGGCGUUCCCGCCAACACCAUGGACCCGUCUCUCAGCUGGAAGGACGUGCACUGGCUGCAGUCUGUCACGUGCCUGCCCAUUAUAAUCAAAGGCAUCCUGACCAAAGAGGACGCUGAGCUGGCAGUUGAGCAUGGUGUCCAGGGACUGAUCGUGUCAAAUCACGGGGGCCGGCAGCUGGAUGGGGGGCCGGCCACGAUAGACUGCCUGUCCGAGAUAGUGGACACAGUGAAAGGGCGCAUCGAGGUGUACAUGGAUGGGGGCGUCCGCACAGGCACUGACGUGCUCAAGGCUUUGGCCUUGGGAGCCAAAUGUGUUUUUAUUGGCCGACCGGCAGUCUGGGGCCUUGCUUACAAGGGGGAGCAGGGUGUGAGGGAAGUCCUGCAGAUCCUACACCAGGAGUUCCAUCUGGCCAUGGCCUUGUCAGGCUGCAGAAACGUGGCUGAGAUUAACAGGAACCUCGUUCAGUUCUCCAAGCUCUGACACCAACAGCAGCAAGCGUGCCUGGAAUAAGGAGAACGUUUCCUCCUGCACACACUGUCUCCACUCCUGGACGCUCACUCAUUGACCUGUUAGACACAGAUCCAACUCAACCAUCGCAAAUCAGUGACUGUGUUUUUCUAUAUAUUAGUCUAUAUAUUUAUUCUGUAUAUUAUUCUCACAAAUAAAAUACAGAUAUGGGCACUCAGAAAUAAAGAAAAACACUAAAUAUGUAUUCCAAAUGAUUUUGAAUGAAGUGUUUAUUAUACAUGCUUUUAGAUAUUAAUAUAAUGUUUAAUAUACAUUCUAUUAGAGUUCUAUAAAAAUGGAAACUUGACAGAAAAAUCACGUUUUUACGGUUCUUCGAGGGAAGACGCUGGUGAUGUUAGCGGCAGGGACAGCAGCAGAACGGAGGGUGUGUGCCGCAGGCCACGGGGCCGCGUUUGUAUCUGACAGUUGGGUUAUUUUUAGCAGUUUAAUCUUUUAGUUGCGCGGUGUGUUGGAAUUUGAAGGAGAGGUUUGUGUGGUGGGGAAAAACUACUGUGCCAGUAUUCAAAACAGCCUGGAAUUCAUUAUCUGAAAGAAAAUGAUGUUGAUUUUAGAUCAAUAAACUCUUUAUUGUAAAACA
Electrophorus electricus (electric eel) is the source of this 1882-nucleotide messenger RNA. It is a transcript of the gene hao2, whose product is annotated as hydroxyacid oxidase 2 (long chain). Gene Ontology annotation, cellular component: peroxisomal matrix. The record is from RefSeq and is a predicted model, not a curated record. Gene Ontology annotation, biological process: fatty acid alpha-oxidation. Gene Ontology annotation, molecular function: (S)-2-hydroxy-acid oxidase activity; FMN binding. NCBI's taxonomy places the organism in Eukaryota, Metazoa, Chordata, Actinopteri, Gymnotiformes, Gymnotidae.